AUGGAAAUCGAUCGUGAUGGUUCCGUUACAUAUAAGAAAACCAUAAAUGACAUGCAGAGUGCGGUGGAAAUGAUAAAAGAUUUAUUGGAAUAUAAAGAAGAGGAUUUCUUAAGUAACGAAGCCUCUAAGCUUAAUGAAGAAAUCGAAAAAACUGCAAUCGCAGAAAAUUUGUAUCAGGAAACCGAGGAGAUUUUUAAAGAG
Acaulospora colombiana is the source of this 201-nucleotide messenger RNA. Lineage: Eukaryota; Fungi; Glomeromycota; Glomeromycetes; Diversisporales; Acaulosporaceae. The record is from the annotation of a GenBank genome assembly.